GUCAAUGUCAAAAUCCUAACCUUAUUUGUAUCACUGGUUCACGCCGUACAGCAGUUUGAUUUGAUUUUAUUCUUUUAAAUAAGAGUGAGAAGUUAAUUAGAUACAAUGGCUAAAGUGAAAAAUAAGAGAAAUUCGGGCCUCGCAGACAAAGUUCAUAACAAAAAGAAAAAUGAGAUAAACAAGAAGAAACUGAAUCCUUUCGAAGUCCACAUUAACAGGGAGAAACUUAAAGUUUUGGGUAAGAAGUCUAAGCAUGACAGAGGGUUACCUGGUGUGUCGAGAGCGAAAGCUAUACAGAAGAGAAAGGAGACGUUAGGCACAGAAAUGAAGCUAAUGAAUAAGACCAAUGCGUUUAUUGACCGUCGUAUUGGAGAAAAGAGCGCUCAGCUCUCAGCGGAAGAGCGUAUGGUGGCCCGAUUCGCAGCUGAACGUGCAAAGCAGCAUAAUAAGAAGAAUAUUUACAAUCUCGCUGAUGAUGAGGUUUUAACUCACAGGGGUCAAACAUUAGAGCAGAUUGAAAAGUUCGACGAUCCCAGAUCUGAUGAUGAGGAAGAUGAAGAUGGCAGAAAGUUUGGUGGACUUGGUGAUGAGUUUGUGGCAGAUGGACAUUUUGGUGGAGGAAUGCUAUCUAAAACUGACUCCAAAGAUGGUGCUAAAUCUCAUAAAGACCUCAUAGAGCAGUUGAUAGCUGAAUCUAAGAAGAGAAAAGCAGAGAAACAGAAGGAAAAAGAACAAACUCUAGAUCUAACAGAGAAAUUGGACACUGAGUGGAAAGAUCUCCAACCUGUUGUGUUUAAGAAGAUGAAGACAGAAGAAUCUGCUAUUGAGAAGCUUUUAAGUCAAGCUGAAAAGAAAAGUAUGGACUAUGAUAAGAUGAUGAGGGAACUUAAGUUUGAGAAGCGAGGCACUCCUUCAGAUGGUCUAAAAACGGAUGAAAAGCAAGCUAAAGAAGAGAGGGCCAGAUUAGAACAGCUGGAGAAGGAAAGAGAAAUGAGGAUGUUGGGAGAAGAGGAGCAGAUUGCCGUUAAAAGCAAACAGACUACAACUAAACAUAGAUCAGCUGAGGACUUGGAUGACAAUUUUGAGCUUGAUGAUGAACAUGAUUUUAUGCUUGCCUAUGACAAGGAUGGCAAACCAUUGGUUCCUGAGAAAGUUUUAAAGGAUUUUUCCGUUCCAAAUGCAAAACCCAAGUUCGACGAUGGAAUAUCAGAUACUUCUGAUGAAGAAGAUGAAGGGGAUGAUGACAGUGAUGAUGAGGAGAAUGAAGAACAAAAUGAUAAUGAAUCCAAUGCCAGCAAUCAAAGUGAAGAUAGUAAUAAGAAAAACAAAUCAAAAGAUAAAAACAAAGUUAAAUUAGUUUCUAAUAAAGACGAUGAUGAAUCUGAUGAUGAUGAUGAAGCUACUGAUGAUGACAGCGAAGAUAUAAAACCAGAUGUCAAAAGUAAAGCUAAAGAAAAACCAAAAGUGAAUGGAAAUAAAGUAGAAGAAAAGAAAUCGAAGAAAAUCGAAGAAGAUAACACAGUACUAUUUCAGAAUUCGAAAGAAGAUGAUGAGUCUAGUGAUGAUGAGGAAGGCAGUGAUGAAGAAAGUGAUGAGGACGAUGAUGAAAAUGAUGAAGAAAAUGAAAUAGACUUGAAUAAUCUAAAUGAUUUGAAGGAAUCUGAUGUGGAGAGUGAAGAAGAACAGGUACCGGAAGAUGUUGAGAAGAUUGGUUCCUUCUUUGAUGUUGAUGAUGGGGAAGGGGAUAAAUUGAAGGAAUUAUUAAGUGGAAAGACACCAGCUCAACAAUCAACCGCCCUACAAAACUUAAUAAAAAGCUACGAUCCAAGUCUAUCAGAGAAAAAUAAAGAUAAACUAACAAAACUAUUUGCGUACAUGUUACAGUAUGUUAAUGACUUAUUUACCGAUUUAAAGGAAGAAAGUGACGUCAUCAAAGCAUUUCUCGUCUUCGACAGGCUUGCCCCAUAUUUCUAUGAUCUAUCACAAACAAACAAGGUAUCCUCUAAAAAAUACAUGGCAGAGUUACUAAAAGAAAAAUAUGGGCAGUACAAAAAGCGACAAAAACGCGUUCCUGACAUGGACACGUUAAUAUUCUUCAAAUUAAUUUCUUUAAUAUAUCCAACGUCAGAUUUCCGACAUCCGAUCACAACGCCAUCUAUGAUAUUUAUGUCCGAAAUCUUAACUACAUGUAGGUUCAACGACGCAUACUCAAUAUCAAGAGGAUUAUUUGUAACUACCCUCAUUUUAGAAUACACAAUUUUAUCAAAAAGAUUAGUACCAGCUGCAAUUAACUUUUUAAGAGGUAUUUUAUAUUUAAGCGCUAACGUUACAGUUUUAAAUCCCAUACAAGUAGUACCGCCUUUUAGAUUACAUAAAGAUUCUAAAAUUUUGAAUUUAGAAGAAGACUGUUCGAAAAUGGACGUCGAAGGCAAGAUGGCGGCGCGGGAUUUUACUUUAACGGAAAUCAAUAAUGAUUUUAAAAUACGUUGUUUAUCGACAAGUAUGGGGAUUUUGAAGGAAUUUUUUGAUUAUUUUAAUGAUAUUGAGGCACAGGUUUAUUUGUUUGAGCCUCAUCUGAAGAUGGUUGGUAGGAUAGACUUGGAUUUGUACCCUCCAAAGGUUGCUAAUAGGGCGAAUCAGAUUAUUAAGUAUAUGAAGACUGGGUUGGAGAUGAAGACGUUCACUCCUCUUACAAGAGAGAAGAAGAGGCCGAAAGCUUUAAGGCUGUACGAGCCGGAUGUACAAGAAGUGUUUACGGGUAGCAAGAGUGCCAAAUUGUCUCGGGAACAAGCCGAAUCCCAGCGGCUGAAGACUAAAUACAAGAAGGAGAUGAAGGGAGCUCUCAGAGAGAUCAGAAGAGACAAAUCCUUCAUCGGUUCCGUCAAGAUACGGCAGAAGAUACAUGGCGACAACAUAAGAAAAGAGAAAGUGAAACAGAUCUACAAGGAGGCAUCAAUACAACAGGGCGAAUUAAAUAAAUUAAAACGCAUGAAAUAAUGUUAGUUUAUUUAUUGAAAUAAGUGAAAUAAAAAUGUUAAAUACUAAAAAUUCACAUUGUCAUUUUAUUUUCUUACUGUAUUUGAGGUAUAUUUGGCAGUAAACUUAACAGGUACUUCAUAUGUAAUGAUUUAAAUUGAUUAUCAAGUCUAUUUAUUGGGCUUGUAUUUGAUUUGAGCGGCUCUAGGUGGUCUCUCGUACAAUAGAUUAUUGGAAAAUGAAAUGCUAUUGGUUAGGCUGUAACUUUAAGUCAGAUAGAGAGGGUGGACUUAAAGCUACAUCAGCGCCAUCUAGUCAACGCUAAAACAACAGCCUUGAUUGAACGAAUAAUCUCGGUUUCUUGCUUGUUGUUUUCCAUAGGUAUACUACUCUUAUCCUACUCCUAUUACACAGCUGCUCUUGUGCUAUUUAUAAAUUAGUAAAAGACUGACCGACAGAUAUUCGUAUUGGUAAUGUGUGUGAACCCAACGGCGCCAUCAACUUUACUAAAGCAAUGUUAUAGUUAGUGAAAAAAAACUUUACAGAGCUGUCUUUUCUACGUGUCUCAAUAGGAAUAAAUGAUAGAUUUAGCCUAGUUCUUAUUAACUUGUACUUAAAAAUGCAUUUUCCGGAGCUGCUAUUUGUCGUAAACCUUUAGGAUUUGUCGUCGUAAUCUAAAAUAGUGGAAUUGUUGAGGUCCGUUUUGGUAUUUCUGAUAUGCGUAAACAUUGACUUUGGCUUAAACAUUUAAAUGAUUUUAUUAUAAUUUCUUUGAAAAAUUAAAGCCAGUAAUUUACAUUUUGGGUUUCGGUUUGUUGCGCUGCCAUAUUGAGUAGUUGAGGCAGGUCGCGAAUGACAGCCAGCCGAGGUAAGGCACCAUAAAGUAGGCGGUGGUCGGGUCGACGUUGUAGAAGCUGUACGUGCAAGCUGCUGCUGCGGCGUCCAGUGCUAGCAUGUUGGCGAGACCC
Messenger RNA from Spodoptera exigua (beet armyworm), 3944 nucleotides. The record is from the annotation of a GenBank genome assembly. Lineage: Eukaryota; Metazoa; Arthropoda; Insecta; Lepidoptera; Noctuidae.